CAAAAAGCAAAAGCAUCUGAAGAUACUUCAAAUAUUUCGUCUUCAAAUGAAACUUAUGAGGAAAGACUCACACGGUUCCAAAAAACCAAGAAAAAGGUUAUGAAAAAUAAUUUAAAAAUUAAAGAGAAACUUAAGUGGAACACCAGUUCUUUAGAAAGCCCAACUUCAUCUAUCGAUGAAGAAGAAGACAGUUCAGAAAAAGAUCCAGGCUAUUCUAAAAAUGUUAUUUGUGAGAAAAAUACUAUAAUACAUGAAACACCACCUUCUAAGCAAAAAUUAAUCUCUAAAGAUCUUCCACAAACUUUUCCUGGUACAUCAUUUAAGAGAAAACUAGACUUUAGUACAAUGAACAAAUGCAAAUCUCUGAGCCCAAAACCUAAAAUGUCUAAUGCAAUCAAUUUUGAUGAAGUAGAGAAGAUAAUAACAACUUCAUCAUCGCCAUUCAAAGUAACAGUCAGUAAUUCUAUUCCGCAUUCUAAUAAUGAUAUUUUAACCAAAAUCAAUCGAACAACAUUAAAUACAUGGUAUGAAAUAAAAGGGUUAGUAGAAAGGAUUGAAAGUCUCGAGAAUGCACUUUUAAACAAAGGUUUCAAAGAAGUUUUCAAUGAUGAUUUGGAGAAUGGUUUAAUAUUUUCACUACCUCUAUCAAAUGAGGAAGAAUUGGAAAUCUUUGAAAAAAAACUUCUAGAUACAGCAUUUAACAAAAAAUUGAUUUCAGAAUUAUCUCGUUUGGUGCGUGGAACUCUACCAAGCACAGUACGUUCCAUCAUGCGAUAUAUGUUUAAAGACCAACUAUUAGAACAAUAUAGUUUCAAAGGCCAGAAAAAAAAAAAAGUAUUUUAUACUUUAAAAUGUUGUUCAGUUAUUUUUGACUCUAUUAAAAAAAUUAACAAAUUUCAAAACUUCAAUUCAAUUGAUGUGGAGACACCGAUCAAAGUAUUCAUUGCUGGGGCCAAAUUCAGAAAUAAUAAGACAGAACCUUCUGAAUUUUAAUUUAAAAAAAAUUGUCAAUUUAAA
Rhopalosiphum padi (bird cherry-oat aphid) is the source of this 1017-nucleotide messenger RNA. RefSeq lists its product as uncharacterized. The record is from RefSeq and is a predicted model, not a curated record. Bases 100 to 993 code for a protein of 297 amino acids. The transcript has 7 exons. NCBI's taxonomy places the organism in Eukaryota, Metazoa, Arthropoda, Insecta, Hemiptera, Aphididae.